This is a messenger RNA of Dermatophagoides pteronyssinus (European house dust mite), 3834 nucleotides long. It is a transcript of the gene Grp170, whose product is annotated as hypoxia up-regulated Grp170 co-chaperone protein. NCBI's taxonomy places the organism in Eukaryota, Metazoa, Arthropoda, Arachnida, Sarcoptiformes, Pyroglyphidae. Gene Ontology annotation, biological process: endoplasmic reticulum unfolded protein response. The record is from RefSeq and is a predicted model, not a curated record. Gene Ontology annotation, molecular function: ATP-dependent protein folding chaperone; ATP binding. Gene Ontology annotation, cellular component: endoplasmic reticulum chaperone complex.
UUUUCCAAAUCAAUUUCAUCACACAAUAGACAUUCAACAAAAUGGCAAUCAUUUCAUCAAAAUUCAAGCGUCUAAUCGAUACAAAUCGUUUUGCUUUAUAUACGGUAUUUGCCGUAUUAACUGGUGUAUUUUUUGCACAAAUAAUCAAAGGCUAUCUACAUACUGGUCCAAAUGGAAAAAUUGAUCAUCAAUUAUUACGAUAUUUAUCAUUACCCGGUGUUAUCUAUAUGCGUGCAUUCAUAUUGAUUAUAGCACCAUUAUUAGUUACAUCAUUAUCGUUAAGUUUUUUACCAAUCAAAUCGGAAAAUCCAUUCGAUAAAUUACGACGAUUUAAUGAUCAAAAACAAAAACAACAACAACGACCAAAAAAAAAGAUGGAAAAAUUUGAUGCACAUAAAUUAAUUGUUGUUACAUUUAUUGUAUUUGGUGCAUUUUCAUUACUUGCAUCAAUAUUCGGUGCAUGUCUUAUGUUGACAUUCGGUUCAUUUGCAUCACCAUACAGUACUGAUAAUGAUGAUGAUACUGAUAGUGAUGAAUUUAUUUCUUCAAACAAUCAAACAAUACCAAAUGAUUUAGAUGAAAAUAUUCGUAAUCAAAAACAUUAUAUUAUUCAUAAAUAUUAUCAACAUGAUACAGUUUAUAAUAGUUUUCUAAAUAUAUUUCCUGAUAAUAUGAUUACACCAUUUUUUAUGUCAUCAUAUUCAAAAACAAAAAUUCUAUGGCCAGCAAAUCUAUCCAUAUUAUUGGAUCCAAAUUAUCAUAUUGAAACACAGAAUGAAAAAUUAAUCAAUUAUAAAGCAAAUAUGUUAUCACUUUGUAUAAUAUCACUUUGUUUAGUCACAUGUGUGGCAGUUAUGUCGGUUGAUCUUGGAUCCGAAUGGAUGAAAGUUGCAAUUGUUAGUCCAGGUGUGCCGAUGGAAAUCAUAUUGAAUACUGAUUCACAGAGAAAAACACCUUUAGUUGUUGCAUUCCGUGAUGGUGAACGUUAUAUUGGUGAUUCAGCAUUGAAUGUUGGUAUACGAUUUCCAGAGAAAACAUUUACACAUUUUAUAGAUUUAUUGGGUAAAAAUCGUAUCGAUUCGAUUGCCGUUCGUAAAUAUCUGGAAAGAUUUCCAUAUCAUAAGAUUGUUGAAAAUGAAAAAGAUCAAACAAUUGAAUUUGUGAUAAAAGAUCAAGAUCAAGAAUUACGUUUUACGCCGGAAGAAUUACUUGCAAUGAUGCUCACAAAAGCUAGACAUUAUGCUGAAGUUGCAUCGUCAUCAUCAUCACCAACUGGACAGGCCCAAAUAAUAACCGAUUGUGUAUUAACAGUUCCUCCAUAUUUUUCUCAAACCGAACGUCAAGCUCUAAGACAUGCAGCUCAAUUAGCUGGCUUAAAAGUUUUGCAAUUGAUCAAUGUCAAUUCAGCUUUUGCAUUGAAUUAUGGAAUAUUUCGACGCAAAGAUUUUAAUACAACAAAUCCGACAAAUAUAUUAUUCUAUGAUAUGGGUGCCGGCUCAACACUUGCUACUAUUUCUAGCUAUCGAUUAGUCAAAACAAAAGAACGUGGCUUUACUGAAACUGAUCCACAAUUGACAAUCAGAGGUGUUGCCUAUGAUCGUUAUCUUGGUGGUUUUGAAUUGCAAUUACGUCUUCGUGAUCAUCUAGUAAAAUUAUUCGCUGAACAAAGUAAAAAAACUGUUGAUGAAAUUCGAAAGAAUCAUCGUGCAAUGGCAAAAUUAUUGAAAGAAGCUGGUCGAUUGAAAAAAGUUCUAUCGGCUAAUCAAGAACAUAAAGCACAGGUGGAAAAUGUAAUGAAUGAUAUUGAUCUAAAAGCAAUGGUUACUCGAGAACAAUUCGAAACAUUGGCAUCGGAUUUAUUGAAUGAACGUGUGAUGAAACCUUUGGAAGAAGUUUUCAAAAAUGCCGGUAUGACAUUAGAUGAAAUUGAUUCAUUUAUUAUUAUUGGUGGUUCGACACGAGUUCCGAAAAUUCAACAACAGUUAGAAUCCUAUUGGUCACGUGAGUUAAGUAAAAAUAUUAAUGCUGAUGAAGCCGGUGCAUUAGGUGCUGCAUAUCAGGCUGCAUAUCUAUCUAAAGGUUUCAAAGUAAAAACAUUUCAUCUGAAAGAUUGGAAUCAAUAUCAGAUCAAUGUAGAUUUUGAACGUGAAAAUGAUACGGAUAAAAAAGAUAAAAAAGUUGUAUCACGUACAUUGUUUGCACGUGGCAAUACAUUCCCGCAGAAAAAAGUUAUUACAUUCAAUAAAAAUCGUAAUGAUUUUGAAUUUAAAGUUAACUAUGUAGAACCGAAUAUUCCACAGGAUAGUAAAUCAAAUAUAAUGAAAGUUUCAUUAACAAAUGUAGCUGAAAUAUUUGAUAAAUAUACAUUAAAUUCUAGUGUUGAACCGAAAGGAAUCAAAGUACAUUUCCGUAUGGAUGAAAGUGGAAUCCUAAAACUUGAAAGCAGUGAAGCUUCAUUUGAAGUUGAAUAUGAAGAGAUUAUUGAAAAAGAUAAUUAUGAACAGAUCAGUAAUCUUGUUGGUGAUGCUAUAUCGAAAUUUGGCAGCAAACUUUCAAGUCUUUUCAGUGGUAAUGAGAAUCUUUCGGCAAAUGAAACAGAAAAUGUUAAUGGUACUGAAUCAAAACCAGAACAUGAAGAAACGGUUAAAGCAAAUACAACAAAUGAUUUUGGAUCAGAGGAAAAAAUUUUGAACACUACUGAAUCAAAUCUAAACAAUUUUACCGAUACUACUAAUAGUACUGGUAAUAAGAAUGAAAGUUUGAAUGCUACCAUAGAAAUGAUUCAAAAUGUUACGGAAAAAAGUUUUCAAAAAGAGAUUAAGAAAAAAAUUGUCAAAGAAGAAAUCAUAACAAAUGUUGAACAAUUCGAUGGCGAUUUUCAAUUAUCAACCGAAACGAUUUCUGCAUCGCAAAAAAAAUUGGAUACAUUGAACGAAAAAGAAAAAGAUAAACUAAAACGUGAUCAGAUGAAAAAUGCAUUAGAAUCGUUUAUACAUGAAACAAGAGAUAAGUUAAAUCAAGAUGAUUAUAGUCAAUCGGUUACCAAUGAUGAACGCGAAAGUAUUGAAAAGGAAUUAAGUGCCGUAUCGGAAUGGUUAGAUUAUGAAUCGGAUUCAGAACAGGCAUUAGCGUUUGAAGAAAAAUUAACCAAACUAACCGGACAGACAAAAGAUCUAUUUGAACGUGUACGUGAACAUCGUGAUCGACCAGAAGCGUUAUCAUCAUUGAAAAAUAUGUUAGACAUAGCCGAUAUGUUUCAUACGAAUGCUAUGAAUGUAUCGAAAGAUGAACAAAUUUUUACCGGUGUUGAAUUGUCUACAUUGCGAAAAUUGAUUGAUGAUACGAAAACCUGGAUGGAUGAACAGGUACGUGAACAGGAUUUGUUACCACGUACAGCGAAUCCAUCGUUGACAAUUCGAAUCAUUGUGGAAAAAACAAUGAUAGUUGAUCGCGAAGUAAAAUACUUGCUUAACAAAGCUCGAAUUACACCACCAAAGAAAAAACCAACAACAACAGCAACAACCGAUUCCAAUGAAGAAACGGAAAAAAAUAACACUGAAUCGAAUAAUGAAAAGAACGAUACGAUCAUUAACGAUGAAAAAAUCCUGAAAGAUUCUAUGGAUGAAAAAACAAAAGCAAAUAGUGAUGAAAAAAUUUCCGAAGAAUCAAAUACAAUUGUUGAUAAUGAUGAACAGAUUAAACCGGAUAGGACAGACACUGAUUCUGGUCAUUCUAGUAAAACUGAAUUGUAAUAUAUGCACACACACAAAAAAAAAUUAUAUUGAUUGCUUAUACAUUCUUAAAAAUAAUAAAAUUUUAUAAUUUAUCAAAUUA